AUGCCUCCACAAAGAAUAGCAGAAGCUCGCGCGGUUUGGGUUGGCAUCGGCAUCGGCGUCAGCUCUUCUACCCCACACGAAGACGGAUGGCAGAAGAUCGAGGCCGGAUUGGGCUUAGGCGGGUCGAACGUCUAUCUCGCGCUCUUCACUCACGUUACUGCGUCCAGAUCGGGCUCAGACCUGCGCAGACGCGUCUGCGAACGGACCGCUGCAUACACGCGCGCAGUCGGGCGUCCGUUCGAGAACGCGGACGAGGUCGCUGUGCCAGGUUCCGCGCACUGGACUUCGUCGGACCAAGUACACGCCUGCGAGGAACGGCACGUGGCGUCAGUGGCGCUCUUCGCGAAGGAGGAUGCGCUCAGCCUUUGUGAUGGGCUGUCAGACGACGUGGGCCUUAAGUCCGAAAACGACCGCACGACUUCCAUGCCAGAUUCCAUCGCAAGAUCGGCCGGUGCUACUUGGUCGACGCAACUGGACGCCCGUGCCGUCGGUGGGCGCUUGUCGCAGGCAAACGCGGCCCGCAAUCAGCGCCUGCGCGUCUCGCAAGUCGGUCCCGAUGGACCUCGCCACUCUCUGAUGUACUUGGUUUCUGCUUUGAGCGGCGCAACAAUCCUCAGGUAUCUCGAAGUUCAGGCCCGCUCCCUUACUCCACAGGCGUUCUUGCUUCGCAAGUUCCUCGUCUGCAUAUGGGACUGGCUUUUCGCCGCGCUCGGCCGAUCGCCUCCGCCAGGAGCCCAUUCACGCUGA
Molecule: messenger RNA, 747 nt
Organism: Heterobasidion irregulare TC 32-1
Lineage: Eukaryota; Fungi; Basidiomycota; Agaricomycetes; Russulales; Bondarzewiaceae
Exons: 5
Coding region: 1-747 (248 amino acids)
Source: RefSeq, a predicted model, not a curated record